Molecule: messenger RNA, 2427 nt
Organism: Pangasianodon hypophthalmus (striped catfish)
Lineage: Eukaryota; Metazoa; Chordata; Actinopteri; Siluriformes; Pangasiidae
Gene: tmem41b
Product: transmembrane protein 41B
Exons: 7
Coding region: 150-995 (281 amino acids)
Cellular component (GO): endoplasmic reticulum membrane
Source: RefSeq, a predicted model, not a curated record
AGACGAAGGUUAAAGGUCACGAGCGUCAUACCGUCUCAGCGCUCAUUAGGAAAUAACCGGCUGAUUUUUUUUUUCAACCAGCGCGAGCUCAGGUCCUCAGUUAACGACGCUCCACGCCGAUUUCUAAGCUUCAUUUUAAAUAAACCAACAUGGCGAAGAAAAGGAGCGGAGUUCGCGAACCAGAAGCCACUUCUCUGAUAGAAGAGGAAUCGACGACAAAAGAAACGCAACCUAUUAAAGCAGCGCAGUACACCGGAGGAGGAUCUGCACGCAUGUCCCUCCUCAUCCUGAUUUCCAUCUUUGCCUGUGCUGCUUCAGUCAUGUACCUGGUUUACAGAAAUUUCCCUGAGCUGAGCGAAGAUGAGAGAGACAAGAUAAAAAUCCCUAAAGACAUGGACGACGCAAAGGCACUGGGCACCGUGCUCUCCAAAUAUAAGGACACCUAUUAUACCCAAGUGCUUUUAGCAUACUUUGCUACAUAUGUCUUCCUCCAGACAUUUGCCAUUCCAGGUUCAAUUUUCCUCAGUAUCCUCUCUGGUUAUCUGUAUCCCUUCCCCCUGGCUCUGUUCCUGGUUUGCCUGUGCUCAGGUCUGGGAGCGUCUUUCUGCUACAUGUUGUCUUAUUUAGUGGGCAGACCCGUGGUGUACAAGUACCUCACGGAGAAAGCGCAGAAAUGGUCACAACAGGUCGAUAAGCACAGAGAACACCUCAUCAAUUACAUCAUCUUUCUGAGAAUUACGCCUUUCCUCCCAAAUUGGUUUAUUAACAUCACUUCCCCCGUCAUCAAUGUGCCUCUGGGAGUCUUCUUCUUUGGUACAUUCCUCGGAGUUGCUCCUCCAUCUUUCGUAGCGAUAAACGCCGGAACGACGCUGUACAAGCUGACCACAGCAGGCGAGGCCGUGUCCUGGUACUCUUUGGCCGUGCUGGCUGUUCUGGCCGUAGUCUCCAUCCUCCCGGUGUGCUUCCAGAGAAAGCUGCAGGAAAAGAUGGAGUAAAGCGCCACCUCACUUCCUCUGCCUGUCAUCCAGUUCACCCUGCUUCUCCUGGUCUUCACACGCACAGCUGUCUUUUUCUUUGUCGUUGUGGAAAACGGGCCCAGAACUGUUGAACUCGGACUGGCUCGUGAUCAUACACUUGUUCGUUUUCCCUGUCACAGACUGAACAUUUCUAUCCAUUAUCUUUUUAUUGUUUCGUAUAUUUUUUAACAACUUUGUGUAAUAAUUAAUGUUCCCAUAUUAAGACAAAAUUUUUUUAAUUUUCUAACUUUAAAGCAAUACCUUUUGAGGUGUUUUUAGCCCGUGUUGCAUUGGCAGCACAAACAGGGUGCUAUGCCAGGAGAUAUUUAAAUACAUCACCUCUCACAUACACCGUGCCAUCAACAUUAUAUUUCCCCAUAGUUUGGCCAUGACAGUAAAUAUUAAAAAUUUGCAGAUUUCUUCUGGAUGAUGCACCAAACACUCAGUCCUGCUGCCAACUACAUGUAGGAGAUUCUCCUGGUGAUUUUUUUCUCCACACACAUAUAGAUAUAUAUCAGAAGACACGAUUUCCGACACCGAAUUGUAUUUAUAAUGCCUCAUAUGUAUUGUAAUUUUUUUUUAUUUAGCUAGUUUGUUUUUGCUUUAAUCCAUUUUGUCUUAAAUAACUGGUUACUGGAAAGGGUACACCUUGGAUAUAAAAGAGGAAAAACAGGAGUAAGAAUGAUGAGCGAAGACUGAAAGUCAGAAGGAACCUCAUGAAUCUUAAGUGUAUUUAAAAAAAAAAAAAAAAGUAAGAUUUAAGAAAUACAUCUCUACACAUCGAGCAGUCGUUUGCACUGAAUAUAAGCGGCUUAGGGGGGAUAAUUUUCUACCGCACAAAGGUAGAAGCUGGAUACCUCAUCGUGUAUGAUCUCACUGUUUACUACAUCUUCAUCCAAAGCAUCGGUCAGUCCUUUAGUUCCCCAUCCUGGUUCUGCAAGUACUCCUGCUCUGCAUAGUGAUUUCUUUCCUCAGCUAAUCAGCUACUAAAUAAAUUAAUCCUAAUGUACAGGGUGCAGCUAAGCUCCUGUAGGACCAUGACCUUUGGUUCAGUCUCUUUCAGUCUGAUUGCUUUCCACAGCUCGGAGACAUCAUGUAUAUCUCUGCAUAUAUUCUAAUGAACCUCUGUAAUUGUUUUUAAAAGCACAUCCACAUGGCUAACGUGCAUUUCUACAAAGUCUUUACUUUUUCUUAUGUUUUGUUCAUGACUACAUGAUCUCUCGUCUCUUGCAAUUCGGGUUGCCUCCACACACACACACACACACACACACACACAGUAUUACAUCGAGCUGUCGGGAUGUUCUUCAUAUGUAAAUGCUACUAAUUGAUAACUUUUUCUUUCAAAUGUCAUUACGAAAUAUUAUAUAAUGAAGAUAUUUAUUAUGAAAUGAUUAAAACAUGGUUCCCUUCA